Leptopilina heterotoma is the source of this 646-nucleotide messenger RNA. Its product is annotated as 40S ribosomal protein S13. The coding region runs from base 135 to 590 and encodes 151 amino acids. NCBI's taxonomy places the organism in Eukaryota, Metazoa, Arthropoda, Insecta, Hymenoptera, Figitidae. Gene Ontology annotation, cellular component: ribosome; nucleolus; cytosolic small ribosomal subunit. Gene Ontology annotation, biological process: translation. The record is from RefSeq and is a predicted model, not a curated record. Gene Ontology annotation, molecular function: small ribosomal subunit rRNA binding; structural constituent of ribosome. The transcript is spliced from 3 exons.
ACUAAGAAGGAUAAGGGAAAGGAUUAUUAUUUAUAAACCAAUUAAUAAAUAAGAAUACUGAGAAUGUUGACAUUUCCUAACCUCACUUUGAGCGACAGCAGCGCUUUUUUCUUUUUUGUUGAGAAUCCGUCGCCAUGGGUCGUAUGCACGCACCCGGAAAGGGUAUUUCCCAGUCAGCAUUGCCAUAUAGGCGAAGUAUAGCAACAUGGUUAAAACUUACACCAGAAGAUUGUAAAGAUCUUAUUUAUAAACUGGCGAAAAAGGGCCAUACACCUUCACAAAUUGGAGUGGUUCUCCGAGAUUCUUAUGGGGUUGCACAGGCACGUUUCCGUACUGGAAAUAAAAUUCUCCGUAUUUUGAAGUCCUUGGGACUUGCCCCCGAAAUCCCUGAGGAUCUUUAUCAUUUAAUUAAGAAGGCGGUCGCUAUUCGCAAACAUUUGGAGAGGAAUCGCAAAGAUAAGGACAGUAAAUUCCGUCUUAUUCUUGUUGAAUCCAGAAUACACAGACUCGCUCGAUAUUACAAACAGAAGAGUGUUCUUCCUCCAAGUUGGAAGUAUGAAAGCUCAACAGCAAGUGCUCUUGUAGCUUAAAUUGUUACUCGACAAAAUUUUCCAACAUCUCUUAAUAAAUAAGGUUAAUAAAAUUA